AUGUCCCAAAUCCACGCCAUGUCCGACGACCAAGUCAACACCGAACUCCGCAAAAUGACCGCCUUCAUCCGGCAAGAAGCCCUGGAGAAAGCGCGCGAAAUCCACCUCAAAGCGGACGAGGAAUUCAGCAUCGAGAAGUCCAAACUCGUGCGCUCCGAGACCCAACGUAUAGACGAGGAAUACAAGAAGAAGAACACCCAAGCCGGCAUGUCGCAGCAAAUCACCAAAUCCACCUUGGCCAAUAAGAUCCGUCUGCGUGUUCUGUCCGCCAAGCAGGAAUUACUAGACCAGCUAUUCGAGGAUGCGCAGAAGCAGUUGGUGGAGAAGGGGAGUAAAGGGAAGGGCGAGUAUGAGGGGGUGUUGAAGGGGUUGAUUUUGGAGGGGUUGUAUGCGCUGAAUGAGAAGAAGGUGACGUUGAGGUGUCGGAAGAAGGACGAGGAGGUCGUCAAGGGGGCGGCGGAGAAGGCGGGGAAGGAGUAUAAGGAGAAGAUGAAGGGGAAGGCGUGUGAGGUUGUGGUGGAUUCGAAGGAGAGGUUGCCGGAGGGGUCGGCCGGCGGUGUAAUUAUCCUCAACAGCACAGGCAAGAUCGACAUCAACAAUACUUAUGACGAGCGACUCAACCUCUUAUCCACCGAUGCUCUACCUAGCGUCCGAACGACGCUUUUCGGCGAGAACCAAAACAGGAAGUUCAAGGACUAG
Messenger RNA from Recurvomyces mirabilis, 699 nucleotides. RefSeq names its product V-ATPase V1 sector subunit E (gene VMA4). The transcript has 2 exons. Lineage: Eukaryota; Fungi; Ascomycota; Dothideomycetes; Mycosphaerellales; Teratosphaeriaceae. The record is from RefSeq and is a predicted model, not a curated record. Gene Ontology annotation, biological process: proton transmembrane transport. Gene Ontology annotation, molecular function: proton-transporting ATPase activity, rotational mechanism. Gene Ontology annotation, cellular component: proton-transporting two-sector ATPase complex, catalytic domain. Bases 1 to 699 code for a protein of 232 amino acids.